This is a messenger RNA of Phycodurus eques (leafy seadragon), 2530 nucleotides long. RefSeq names its product heat shock transcription factor 2 (gene hsf2). Lineage: Eukaryota; Metazoa; Chordata; Actinopteri; Syngnathiformes; Syngnathidae. The transcript is spliced from 12 exons. The coding region runs from base 86 to 1633 and encodes 515 amino acids. The record is from RefSeq and is a predicted model, not a curated record. Gene Ontology annotation, biological process: regulation of DNA-templated transcription. Gene Ontology annotation, molecular function: DNA-binding transcription factor activity; sequence-specific DNA binding.
AAAACGGUAAACAUUCGCAUAUUCCAAGCCUUCAAGAAAGAGCGUAAAUAGCGGAUACUUCGUAAAAGUCCUUCAAGGUUUUGACAUGAAACACAACUCAAACGUCCCCGGUUUCCUCACCAAGCUGUGGACGCUGGUCGAGGAUGCAGACACCAAUGAACUUAUUUGUUGGAGUCAGGAGGGUAAUAGCUUCCUGGUCCUGGAUGAGCAGCGGUUUGCCAAGGAGAUGCUCCCAAAGUUCUUCAAGCACAACAACAUGGCCAGCUUCAUCAGGCAGCUCAAUAUGUAUGGAUUUCGUAAAGUGAUGCACCUCGACCAAGGCAUUGUCAAGCAAGAGCGAGAUGGUCCUGUAGAAUUUCAGCACCCUUACUUCAAACAUGGACAGGAUGACCUACUAGAGAACAUCAAGAGAAAGGUCUCAAGCACUCGUCCUGAGGAAAAUAAGAUUCGACAAGAAGACCUGUCCAAGAUCUUGGCGAGCGUUCAGAGUGUUCACAGCAAGCAGGAAAACAUCGAGGUCAGGCUAGCAACACUGAAGAGGGAGAAUGAAGCUCUGUGGACCGAGAUCUCUGAUUUGAGACAGAAGCAUGCCCACCAGCAACAACUUAUUAAAAAGCUCGUACAUUUCAUUGUCACAUUGGUACAGAACAACCACCUGCUGAAUUUAAAGCGCAAAAGGCCAAUUCUCAUGAACAGCAAUGGAAAGAAGCCCAAAUAUUUUCAUGAGAUCUACGAUGACAAAGUUUGUGUAGAGCAGUCACCUGUCAGCAGUCGGAAUAGUGUGAAGGUCUCUCAAGCAUUAGAUGACGUAAUCAUCUGUGACCUCUCCGAGAACGAUGUAGAGAGAUCCACCGAGAUCACAGAUGAGUCACCCAGAAACAACGAGCCAAGUGAUGUCGAAAUAGUGGAAGUAGAUUUGGAUGCCUGCCCAGUAAUGGAAGCUGAGGUAGAGGCCAGCACAACCUGCAUAGAUGAUGUCAAAGAGGCCGAGGGUGUGGGACACCAGAGGAGCAGCACAUUGGACUGCAGCAGACCAACCAGCAGUGCUCUUCAGCUCAAUAAACCGUCUGGUCUUAGUCUGGAAGACCCUGUAAAGAUGAUGGACUCCAUACUGAAGGAGAAUGGGGCUAUCUCACAGAAUAUUAACCUCCUGGGCAAGCUGGAGCUGAUGGACUAUCUGGGCAGCAUUGACUGCAGUCUGGAGGAUUUUCAGGCCAUGCUUUAUGGCAAACAGGGCAUCGACGAUACUUUUGAGGAGAGUGCGUCCUCGAAACAAAUCCCAGCACAACUAAAGCAGGUGGAAAACAACAUAGACAAGCAGUUGAUCCAGUACACUUCCUGCCCCCUGUUGUUGGCCUUCCUCGAUGGCUGUGCUGCUCCCGCAGAAGCAGACAUGGGCGGAGGGAGCAGCACCCAGGCGGAGCGCUCCUCCAACUCGCCUGCCUUUGUCGAGUCAGAUCCCCCCUCGGAGCUGCUGGACAGCGAAGACGAGUCUAAGCAACUCUACCGCAGCUCCCUCAUCCGCCUGGAGCCCCUAACAGAGGCCGAAGCAAGUGAAGAGACCCUUUUCUACUUGUGCGAACUGAGUCCGAAUGGCCCUGAGGCCAUCUGCCCUGAGCUGGAUGGCAUUUGAGCAGUGAGGCAACCAUGCUGUUUGUCCAUACUACACGUGGCCUUCAACAACAAGGCUUUUACACUGAACCAGUUAUGAACAGAAAUGAAUAAGCUGAAUUUGUUUAAUUGCUGUACGUUACGAGGCUUUGUUGCCAUCUGUCAAAGAUUGCACUGCUCUUCUAAGAGUUGCAUCAGCACACAACCGUGAUAUCAAUUCUGUUAAAUGUCACUUUUGUUCCAUGCAAUCCCUGUAUUACAUUACUUGAGGCUUAUCAUCAUCCUAUCUUGUGGAACUAGUUCGCAGAGCGCAAUCCACAAACUGAGGGCAUUUCCUUCUCUACAAACUGCAUGUUUCCUUGUACUUUGUAAAGGGAAACCUUUCCUGCCAUGUGUUCAACAUGUUUUUUUUUUAAUAUGGAUUGUUUUUAUGUCUAUGGUUUUUCCAUCUAAUGUCAAAAUGUCUGGCACAAACUGUCGCUGGUGUAAAUGCGCACACGCGUCCAUGCAGUCAGGUCAAAAGGCAGAAGACACCAGUGUCUCUUCACAUUGACAAUAUGCUUUUGUUAGCAAAUAGACUAAAUCUAUUUAUUAUUAUGAUUUCUUUUUUUUCUUCUUUUCAUUGUCUUGUUCCACAUUUCUCAUAAAACGACAUUCCUGGUGUUAGGCGUCAUGGUCAGGGACACUUGAGGUCCCUUUGAUUUGUUUUUCCAGCAUUCUUAGCAACUUGAACAAAGCUUAUUGAGGGACUAUAAUACUAACUCCAAAACAAGCUGUUGGUUUCCAAUGUUCUUCUGAUUAGAUAACAUUUCCGUAUUGUUGAAAUGCCAUUAUCGUUGUUCACGUUUAAAUAAUUACAGGGUUGUGUAAAGGAGAUGUUACGUUUUGAGAUCCAAUAAAAUGAGAGCUACAUCUUAAA